Dictyostelium discoideum AX4 is the source of this 1554-nucleotide messenger RNA. RefSeq names its product mitochondrial cell division protein (gene fszA). The transcript has 2 exons. Gene Ontology annotation, cellular component: mitochondrial matrix. The record is from RefSeq and is a predicted model, not a curated record. Gene Ontology annotation, molecular function: GTP binding; GTPase activity. Lineage: Eukaryota; Evosea; Eumycetozoa; Dictyosteliales; Dictyosteliaceae. The coding region runs from base 1 to 1554 and encodes 517 amino acids.
AUGAGUCAGUUCAUGAUUAGAUAUCAAAUUAUAAACCUUUCAAAGGUUUUCAAUUCACCAAAAUCAUUAAAUUUUAUUAAAAGAUAUACAACAUCAACAGCAUCAACAACAACAACAACAACAAAUGAUGAUUCAAAUUGGAUAUCAACACCAAAUAUUACAGUAUGUGGUAUUGGUGGUGGUGGUUGUAAUAGUGUUAAUAAUAUGAUUAAUAAAGAAUUAUAUGGAAUUGAUUUUGUAGUUGCCAAUACUGAUGCACAAGCAUUGGCAAUAUCAUGUAGUAGAAAGAUGGUACAAUUAGGAAAGACAUUAACAAGAGGAUUAGGAGCAGGAGCAGUACCAGAAGUUGGAAAGAAAGCAACUGAAGAAUCAAUUGAAGAAUUAAUGAAUCAAAUUGGUGAUACACAAAUGUUAUUUGUCACAGCUGGUAUGGGUGGUGGUACAGGUACAGGUGGAGCAGCAGUUAUUGCAUCAGCAGCAAAAGCCAAAGGUAUUUUAACUGUUGGUAUUGUAACCAAACCAUUUCAUUUCGAAGGUAAACAUAGAAUGAAAUUGGCAGAACAAGGUUUGAUAGAGUUGGAGAAAUCAGUCGAUAGUUUAAUCGUUAUUCCAAAUGAGAAAUUAAUGGAACAAUCACAAGAACUCUAUAUUGGAAAUGCUUUCCAAAUGGUUGAUGAUGUACUUUACAAUAGUAUUCGUGGUAUCUCUGAUAUUUUAGUUAAACCAGGUUUAAUUAAUUUAGAUUUCGCCGAUGUUAGAUCGAUCAUGUGUAAUAGUGGUAAAGCAUUGAUGGGUGUUGGAGAAGGUGAAGGUAAAGGUCGUGAUGCUAUCGCAGCCAAUAUAGCCUUAAAUAAUCCAUUACUCGAGAAUAUUAAUAUCUCUGGUGCAAAAGGUGUCCUUUUAAAUAUUGCUGGUAGUGACUUAAAAUUACAAGAAGUUGAUCAUAUCGUUAGUUUGGUUAGUAGUAAAGUUGAUCCUUCUGCUAAUAUCAUCUUUGGUUCAACUUUUGAUCAACAAUUAGAAGGUAAAAUUAGAGUAACUUUAAUUGUUACCGGUAUGGAUCAAUUAAUACAACAACAACAACAACAACAAAAACAAACUAAAAUAGAAUCUCAAGUAGAACAAAAAUUACAUUCAACAACAAUUGUAGAUCAAGAAUUAAAACCAAUUGAACCACAAAAAUCAAUAAUUAUAGAAGAAGAACAAGAAGAACAACAACAACCAAAACCAAUAAUUCCUGGUAUUUUUGUUGAACAAGAACUAUUAACCACUACCACCACUGCUAAUAUCACACCAUCACAACAAAAACAAGAAUCUUUAACUCAAAAUAAUAUAUUCUCACCACCACAACAACAACAACAACAACCAUCAAUUAAUUUACAACCAAAUUACCAACAAUUAUAUCAACAAUUAUACCAACAACAACAACAACAACUACAACAACAACAACCAAUAAGUUUUUUGAAAAGAUUAUCAAACCUUUUCUUUACAAAUGGUAAUAAUAAUAAACCUUACAAUAAUAAUAAAAAUACUCCUGGUUCAAAUUAUGAAUAA